AUGGAAGCAGUGGGCAUCUCCACCGAUGAUGUUUGGACUCUUUGCAUGCUCCUGGAUGCUGACAAGAACGGUACUAUAGAUUUGGAUGAGUUUGUCGCAGGAUGCAUGCAACUUCAUGGGCCGGCCAAGAGCUUGCAGAUUGCAAAAAUGAGCUUUGAGAACAAGCUGACACGACAAGCCAUCCGGAACCUGGGCCAGGAAACCCUGGACAUCAAGACGCAACUUGAGACCAUUUCCAAAUUCUUCUCCAGUGCCUCCCCGGUGGACCUCGCUGAAGAUCCGCAGCUGAAGGAAGCCUUUUAA
This is a messenger RNA of Durusdinium trenchii, 303 nucleotides long. NCBI's taxonomy places the organism in Eukaryota, Dinophyceae, Suessiales, Symbiodiniaceae. The record is from the annotation of a GenBank genome assembly.